CAGUCCAGCCUACCCAGUUGGCUGUCAGUAUCGGCCUAACUUGCACUUGUCCUCCCCCGUGCCAUCCACCCGACCUCUCUUGGCCCGCCAGACUGAGUCUGCCCACCCGAUCCCCUCCCCCCGUCACAUCUUGGCUACUGGUUGGCCCAUACAUAUAUUUGCUGUCGUGCUCUCCGGACAUCCCGCCGUUUUCUCCCUGCCAGUUGGCAAAUAAACCCCCUCCAGCCGGUGUCAGCCAAGUAUUACGACGAGGUGGACAAACACGUCGUCGUCGCCCACCCAAUCGCUAUACAUAAGGCCGUCACUGGCACUGGCAUCGCAAAAAGAAAAUGUCGCUCAAGCAAGAAAUCGAAACCUGGGUCCAGGCCCUGGAACAUUUCGAUAACCAGGAAUAUGACCUCGCUUUGCGAUCGUUUGCGAAUAUCGCCGAUACUUCCAAGAUCCUGUUCAAUUGCGGCGUCAUCUAUGCUACGCUAGGUGAACAUGAAAAAGCAGUUAUGUGCUACCAGAGCGCCGUGAGCCUGGAUCAAUACCUCGCCAUUGCCUACUUCCAGGAGGGCGUAUCGAAUUUUCUCCUGGGCGACUUCGAAGAGGCACUGGCUAAUUUCAAUGACACAUUGCUGUACCUGCGAGGCAACAAUUUCAUUGACUACGAACAGCUAGGGCUGAAGUUCCGUUUGUAUUCGUGCGAGGUCUUAUUCAAUCGCGGCCUCUGCUACAUUUAUCUACAGCAGGUUGGGCCAGGUAUGCAGGAUAUUGAGUUUGCCUCCAAAGAGAAAGUCACACCAGACCACGAUGUUAUCAACGACGCUAUUAGAGAAAGAGCAGAAGGAUACACUGUGUUUUCUAUUCCAGUAGGAGUGGUAUACCGACCAAAUGCGGCCAAAGUCAAGAAUCUCAAGAGCAAGGACUACCUGGGCAAGUCACGCGUGGUCGCCACGAACCGAAUGAGCACACCAGUCGAAACAACCCAUAGAACAGCAGAUAGCGUGCCAUUUGCGACAUCGCACCUAGUCCAAAAGAACUUAACGAGCCGCAGCCGUCAGCAAUCAGAGCCUCCCAUGAACCGAAAUCUCUUCCCACCUACACCACCCCCAGACACAGACAAAGCAAGUCUCAGCAGCUCAUCCGGCAGCAUCGGCGGGUCUAGCAACCGCACCCAACCUACAAAGGCACAACGCCCACCGAAACUCGAUCUUGACCGUCCCGGUGCCCAGGUAGCUGGAAUGAGCAGCACGGACCUUAGCGCCCCAGAGAAGCCGCGCAUUGGAACAAUCCGCACAGCGUCGGAGCCGCGGGGCUCCGCACGACCACCUCGUGGAUAUGCGCCAGAGAGACAAGGAUAUCCGCGCGAAGGGCAUGGCCACCAGCGGGGAGUGAGUGACACAGGAUUUGGGAUACAGAUCGGCUACUCCGACGACCCGUACGGAGGGUAUGGUGAAGCUCGAGUAAUGGCGCUAGCGAAUGGCGGACGACAUUUCCAACAACAAGGCUACAUCGACGAGGAAGAGGAGUACGGAAGCUCACCAUGUGAUGAGGAUGUACGGCCAGAUGCAGGGUUUGAAAUUAUGGGUUCGCAACAACGAGCACGAUCAUGUAGCCGCGGCCCGGCGCAUGGGUAUGCACGCCGACCGGAGGUGCGCAAGUUCCGAGUCAAGGUGCAUUCAUCAGAGGACACGCGAUACAUAAUUAUCGGCCCGUCGGUUGGGUUUGCAGAGUUUGAGGCUAGGAUCCGGGAGAAGUUUGGCUUCCAGAUGGCGCUGAAGAUCAAGAUGCAGGAUGAGGGGGAUAUGAUCACAAUGGUAGAUCAGGAAGAUCUUGACCUAUUGCUCAUGGCGUCAAAAGAGAUUGCCCGGCGAGAAGGAAGUGAAAUGGGAAAGAUGGAGAUAUGGGUUGAGGAACGACGGAUGAUUUAAGCGUGAGCGAGUUAUACCCUGCAUAUGUGUUUCUGUAUAUACUAGCAUUUAUACCCAUAAUGAUACCAGGUCUCUAUUUUAGUCAAAUAGCAAUAAAUAAUCUUAAUUUCUCCUCGUCGGCGUAACUU
Molecule: messenger RNA, 2044 nt
Organism: Aspergillus versicolor CBS 583.65
Lineage: Eukaryota; Fungi; Ascomycota; Eurotiomycetes; Eurotiales; Aspergillaceae
Product: putative PB1 domain protein
Exons: 5
Coding region: 330-1916 (528 amino acids)
Molecular function (GO): protein binding
Source: RefSeq, a predicted model, not a curated record